Dendronephthya gigantea is the source of this 1970-nucleotide messenger RNA. Its product is annotated as octopamine receptor 1-like. The transcript is spliced from 2 exons. The record is from RefSeq and is a predicted model, not a curated record. Gene Ontology annotation, biological process: G protein-coupled receptor signaling pathway. Gene Ontology annotation, cellular component: membrane. Gene Ontology annotation, molecular function: G protein-coupled receptor activity. Bases 286 to 1422 code for a protein of 378 amino acids. Lineage: Eukaryota; Metazoa; Cnidaria; Anthozoa; Malacalcyonacea; Nephtheidae.
AUCUUCUCUCUACAUCCACGGAAAUUUUGAUUGUAUUAUCAAGUUGGGCAGGCAAGUGUCAAACAAGAGGUAGUCUUAUCAGGUUAUAAAAAGGAUAACGCCUUCUUCAAGUUAAAGAUCUGGUUACAACUAGAGAAGCAAGGAACAAACAAAGAAAACAAAAAGACGAAAUCUUGUGUUUAGUCAACCUUCGAGAUAAAGCCGGUUACCAAGGAUUGCUGUUCGGCCAGUUCAUUCAAACGAAAGGGAAUGCGAACCAAUCUGGUUUAAUAAAACCUUCUUGCCAUGUUAGCAAACUACAGUUCUAACCAAACCUAUUUCAACACAACUAGUUCAACCACAAGCAAUACAACAUCUUUGAUAGUAACAAUCAUACAACUGUUAGCAUUUACUACGGUGAUAUUGACCGCCUUCGUUGGUAAUAUUUUGGUAUGUAUUGCCGUCUACAAAUUUCGCCAACUGCAGACAACAACAAACAUAGCUCUGGUAAGCCUAGCUGUGACAGAUAUUCUAAUGGUUUAUGUCAUAACUUUGCAUGCUAUCAUGGUCAUCCAGGGAAGGUGGACAUUUGGAAAUGCUUUGUGCAAAGUUACCGGAAGCGUUGGUCUUACCCUCAAUCUAAUGUCAUUACUGCAUUUGGCUUAUAUCAGCCUGGAUAGAUUUAUUGCAAUCAUUAAACCGUUCAGAUAUCAAGUUUGGAUAACUAAACAACGCGUUAUAAAAGCGAUGUUUCUCAUGUGGUUUAUCGCAAUUCUACUUUUAAACGGUCCUUGGGGAGACUUUGAAUACAGAGCCAACGUAUUUGGUUGUUUAAACGGAGUGAAACGAGGAGAAUUUAAGUUAUCAACGUUUAUAAUGCUUAUAGUAUUCGUUAGUCUUCCGUCUGCUUUCAUACUUUUUACACAAAUAUGGGUCUGCAAUGUCGCGCGUGAUCAUGCUAGGAAAAUGAAUAAACAACAGACGAACUUGAGGAUAUCUUACAGUGAACCAUCACCCCCCGUGAUGAGCAGAGAGAAAGAAACGAGGUAUAGUAGAAAGACAACAGCUGAGACAAAAUACAAGAGAGAGAUGAAAUCAGUGAAAACAUUUGGGAUUUUAGUUGGAUGUUUUCUGGUUUGUUAUAUACCUUUCUACACUGUCGCCACGCUUCGAUCAUUUAAUGGCCUGAACAGCGUUCAAUCGUCAAUAUUAACUACCGUAACUUGGAUUGCUUUUGUUAACAGCGCAAUGAACCCAAUCUUAUAUUCUCUACGUCAUCGGCAAUUCAAGACCGCGUUCGAGAAGAUUUUCAGGAAAGGACUGGCACGAAUUGCGCCAAUGCAACUCCCUGAAACAAGUCGAAGAAACUCCGUGCUUGGAAACAGCUCAAGUUUUCAGGAAGGAACGUUGAGAAACGAUAACUCGUUAGUUACGAUUAACUAAUACGUCAAAUCACUGACAAAAAUAACUAAUAUGUCACUAAUUACAUAACAUAAAUUUAUUUAACUCACAUUUUCACGGAAUCACCGCAAAAUAACAGUUCCACUUCUAUCACCUUACCAAGAUCAAUCCAUACCCUAGAAAAGUCCAAAAAUAACAAAAUAAAGAAACAGAGAAACAAACAUUAACCCAUCAAUGUUUCCUCUGACGGAUAUUGCACACAGACUGCCACAAAGCAGCAGACUCUAUCUUUUGAAAACAGCCUUAUGAAAUGAUGGAGGAAACAUGUGAACACCAGUGAUAAGUUUCACAACAGUUUUUAAACCUUGAAGCAGUUUCAACUAUUAUAACUCAAAGAUUUUGCAAGAACAUACUUCUCUUAAAACACUUGUAUCCAAAAACUUGCUCCAAGUUGUUGUACUAUCUCACCAAUCAAAAACCAAAUUACAAUCAAGAUUUCUUAGUAAUUAUAACACAUAAGAACCAAGCAUAAAUGAAAAUCAUAAGCUAAUGAUGUGAUGAUCUCAUGCAGAGGACAUUUUUUAUAAGAU